Lontra canadensis (Northern American river otter) is the source of this 1655-nucleotide messenger RNA. RefSeq names its product zinc finger FYVE-type containing 19 (gene ZFYVE19). Gene Ontology annotation, biological process: mitotic cytokinesis checkpoint signaling; abscission. The coding region runs from base 99 to 1295 and encodes 398 amino acids. The record is from RefSeq and is a predicted model, not a curated record. Lineage: Eukaryota; Metazoa; Chordata; Mammalia; Carnivora; Mustelidae. Gene Ontology annotation, molecular function: metal ion binding; phosphatidylinositol-3-phosphate binding. The transcript has 11 exons. Gene Ontology annotation, cellular component: centrosome; cleavage furrow; midbody.
GGACGGGGGCGGAGCUUAGUGAAACUCGGAGGGUCCCGGGACCUCGCGGAGCGAUCUCUCAGCUCUGUGGAACCUGUGGUGCUUCGCCGGCCACCGGAAUGGAGAGUAGGUGCUACGGCUGCGCUGUGAAGUUUACCCUCUUCAAGAAGGAGUAUGGCUGUAAGAACUGUGGCCGGGCCUUCUGUUCUGGCUGCCUUAGCUUCAGUGCAGUGGUGCCUCGGACUGGGAAUACCCAACAGAAAGUCUGCAAGCAGUGCCACGAGGUCCUGACCAGAGGGUCAUCUCCUGCCAAUGCUUCCAAGUGGUCACCACCUCAGAACUAUAAGAAGCGUGUGGCUGCCUUGGAAGCCAAGCAGAAGCCCAGCACUCCCCAGAGCCAGGGACUGAUCCAUCAAGACCAAGUAAUCGCUGAGCGCCUAGCACGGCUCCGCCAACAGAACAAGCCCAAGUCAGUGGCCUCACAGGCGGAGAUAGAGGCCAGGCUAGCUGCGCUGAGGGAUGAACCCCGGGGUUCCAUCCCUUCCACCCAAGAAAUGGAGGCACGGCUUGCUGCACUGCAGGGCAGAGUUCCACCUUCUCAGAUCCCCCAGCUUGCACAUCAGACACCAGACACCAGAACCCAAGCCCAGCAGGCACAGGAUCUGCUGACAGAGCUGGCAGCACAAGUGGCUAUUGAUGAGAGCUGUCAACAAGGAGGCCCAGCUGCCUCUGUCCAGAAUGACCUCAACCAACGUGGCCCAGGGGGCCAGAGCACUAAUUCCAAGGGGCAGACCACCUGGUCCCUGGAAGAGAAGAGCAGGCUGCUGGCUGAGGCAGCAGUCGAGCUGCGGGAAGAGAACACGAGGCAGGAGAGGAUCCUGGCCCUCGCCAAGCGCCUGGCUGUGCUGCGGGGCGAAGACCCUGAUAAAGUGACCCUCCAGGACUAUCACCUCCCAGACAGUGACGAUGAGGAGGACGAGGAGACAGCCAUCCGGAGAGUCCUGCAGCAGCUCACCGAAGAAGCUGCCCUGGAUGAGGCAAGUGGCUUUAACAUCCCUGUGGAGCCCACUCUCCGAGCCCCGGCCCAGUCCUGCAGGGCAGAGCCUGAGGCCCAGGCCAUGGCCGCCCGGCUCGAAGCUGAGGAUGAGGAGCUCCCCUGGUGCUGCAUCUGCAAUGAGGACGCCACCUUGCGCUGUGCUGGCUGUGAUGGGGACCUCUACUGCGCCCGCUGCUUCCGGGAAGGCCACGAUGCCUUUGAAAUUAAAGAGCACCAGACAUCUCCCUACUGCCCACCUCGCACAGGCCGAGAGCACUGAGGAAACCAGGCAGGCAAGCCCACUGGCAGUGGUGCAGGCUGGUGCGCCCACCCCUGGGCCCAGCCUCGGGGUGCCCCAUGGGAGAGUGAGUCAGGCUAGCCUGUUCCUGGAUAUGCCCCUUCCUGAGCCUCAGUGUCCCCGGAAGAAGGAAGCAUUCUCCAUUCAAGAUGGUAACUGGGGGAAGCCAGAAGGAAGGCAGAAGUCAGGAGCCCGCCACCGGCCGGGCCUGGACUGGGAGUGAGGCGUGGUAGGGAAAAGACGAGACUGAAUCUAAGGGCGAUGAGCCUUGAAACUUGCUCAAGGGCCCAGGACCCUUCCCUGGUACUUAGUGGAUCUAAUAAAAAAUGUUGAUGUCUUGGG